CUGGCAGCACAAGACCAAGGGCAGCUGGCUCCUCCCUCCCAAGGAGAUGGAGUGGCUGACAGACGCCAGUCCCUCCCCUUAAUCCUCUUUCGCCCCACCCCUCCCCCUCCACUCCUGGAACUGACCACUGACCAUUGUCCUGGGCCUCUAAGGGGUGGAGGGGCUGGAGGAGGACGGCGCUCUCACCUCUCCCCACCUAACUAGCUCCUUCCCUCCCUCGCUCGGGCUGGGCUGUAACUCUGCCAGGCUCAGCAGCAAACUGCAGAAGCGCCCCGGGGAGCAGCAGCGCUGCCGGGGAGACGAGGAGGGAGCCUGGCAGCCCAGCUGGGCUGCCUUAGCCCACCGCAGAGAGCACCGCAGAGCUCCGCCAUCCUCCCGUCCUGCCCACGGUGACUCUGGUACCAGCUGGUGGAGCAGCGGAUGAUGGCGUCCACGCUGCAAGGACCCAGGCUUCCUGCCGACCCUGACCUGCUGCUGAUGCAGGAAGGCAUGCAGCUGCGCAAGGUGAGGUCGAAAAACUGGAAGAAGCUCAGAUACUUCAAACUUCAGGAUGACGGCAUGACAGUCUGGCAUUCCCGGCAGAUGGGGUGGCGUGCCAAGCCCAGCUUCUCGAUCUCCGACGUGGAGACGGUGCGGGAGGGCCUGGACUCGGAGUUGCUGCGCAGUCUGGCUGAGGAGUUCCCUCUGGAGCAAGGCUUCACUGUUGUCUUCCACGGACGCCGCUCCAACCUCGACCUGGUGGCCAACAGUGCUGAGGAGGCCCACGUCUGGAUGCGGGGGCUCCAGCUGCUGGUGGAUGUCGUCACUAGCAUGGACCGACAGGAGCGGCUGGAUCAAUGGCUGAGUGACUGGUUCCAGCACGGAGACAAAAACCAGGAUGGUCGGAUGAGUUUCCGAGAAGUGCAGCGAUUACUGCACCUGAUGAAUGUGGACAUGGACCACGACUAUGCCUUCCGGCUUUUCCAGGCAGCAGACACGUCGCAGUCCGGGACUCUGGAGGGAAAAGAAUUUGUCGAGUUCUACAAGGCACUGACUAAGCGCGUGGAGGUGGAGGAACUGUUUGAAAACUUCUCGGCCGAUGGGCAGAAGCUGACAUUGCUGGAGCUUGUGGAUUUCCUCCAAGAGGAGCAGCAAGAAGGCGACCGGGCACCUGACCUCGCUCUAGAGCUCAUCGAGCGUCAUGAGCCUUCAGAGAGCGGCAAAUGGCGGCGUGUGCUAAGCAUGGAUGGCUUCCUUAGCUACCUCUGCUCCAAGGACGGAAACAUCUUCAACCCAGCCUGCUACCCCAUAUACCAGGACAUGUCCAAGCCCCUGAGCCACUACUACAUCAACUCCUCCCACAACACUUACCUGGUGGGGGACCAGCUGUGUGGCCAGAGCAGCCUCGAAGGAUACAUACGGGCCCUGAAGCGGGGCUGCCGUUGUGUGGAGGUAGAUGUUUGGGAUGGCCCUAAUGGGGAACCCAUUGUUUACCAUGGACACACCCUGACCUCCCGAAUCCUGUUCCAAGAUGUCGUGGCCACAGUAGCGCAGUACGCCUUCCAGACAUCAGACUUCCCAGUUAUCUUGUCCUUGGAGAACCAUUGCAGCUUGGAGCAACAGGAGGUCAUGGUGCAUCAUCUGACCGAGAUCCUGGGGGAGCAGCUGCUGAGCACCACCUUGGAUGGGCUGCUGCCCACUGAGCUGCCCUCACCUGAGGAGCUUCGAAGGAAGAUCCUACUGAAGGGAAAGAAGUCAAGGACACUUGAAGAGGAUCUGGAGGAGGAGGAGGAAGAGGAAGAGGAGGAGGAGGAGCCUGAGGCUGAGGCUGAGGCUGAGCCCAAACCCGAGCCUGAGCCCGAGCCCCAGGAGUUAAGCCCUCGGAGUAAGGACAAAAAGAAGAAGAAAUCCAAGCCCCUGCUGUGUCCGUCCCUCUCCGCCUUGGUUGUCUACUUGAAGAACGUCCCGUUCCACAGUUUCACCCAUUCGAGGGAGCACUACCGCUUCUAUGAGAUCUCAUCCUUCUCUGAGACCAAGGCCAAGAACCUCGUCAAGGAGGCUGGCAAUGAGUUUGUGCAGCACAACACCUGGCAGCUAAGUCGAGUGUAUCCCAGCGGCAUGAGGACCGAUUCUUCCAACUACAACCCGCAGGAACUCUGGAAUGCAGGCUGCCAGAUGGUGGCUAUGAAUAUGCAGACUGCGGGCCUCGAGAUGGACAUCUGUGAUGGGCUCUUCCGCCAGAAUGGUGGCUGUGGCUAUGUGCUGAAACCAGACUUCCUGUGUGACACCCAGACUUCCUUCCAUCCUGAGAGGCCCAUCAGUCUUUUCAAGGCCCAGACGCUCUUGGUCCAGGUGAUCAGUGGCCAGCAACUCCCCAAAGUAGGCAACGUCAAAGAAGGGUCCAUCGUGGACCCGCUGGUGAAAGUGGAGAUCUUUGGCAUCCGCCCUGACACAACCCGACAGGAAACCAGCUAUGUGGAGAACAACGGUUUCAAUCCAUACUGGGGGCAGACGCUAUGCUUCCGGGUCCUGGUGCCUGAACUUGCCCUGCUACGCUUUGUGGUAGAGGAUUACGACUGGAAAUCCCGGAAUGACUUUGUUGGGCAGUAUACCCUGCCUUGGACCUGCAUGCAGCAAGGUUACCGCCACAUACACUUGCUCUCCAGGGAUGGCACCAGCCUGCACCCGGCUUCCAUCUUUGUGCACAUCUGCAUCCGGGAAGGGGUAGAGGAGGAAGAAGCCUGAGGGUGCACUUCCAGUACAAGCCUAUGACACCAUUCCCACCGUCUCGGUACUCAGUGCUGGAGUUCCAAUCCUCGAGCAGAUCUCGGACUCGUCCUUCCCAGGAACCCUGGCCCCAAGCAGAGUGCCACUAGAAAGCCAGAGGCAGAGGAGCCCAGAGCUAAUAUCCCCUUCACUUCUAACCUCCUCAAGGUCCAGAGCCUGGGGACAGAGGAACCAAGCCUCAAGCCUGCCCAUGCAAAGGCUGAGGAAGAAGACUGCAGCCUGAUGCUCAGGACACCCCACAGCCCCUGAGCCCCAUGGGAUGGCUCGGCCCCAGCCCAGCCUAUAUAAACAGAGCUUCUCUCCCCA
This is a messenger RNA of Echinops telfairi (small Madagascar hedgehog), 3072 nucleotides long. RefSeq names its product phospholipase C delta 4 (gene PLCD4). Gene Ontology annotation, biological process: lipid metabolic process; intracellular signal transduction. Gene Ontology annotation, molecular function: phosphatidylinositol-4,5-bisphosphate phospholipase C activity; calcium ion binding. Bases 421 to 2724 code for a protein of 767 amino acids. The record is from RefSeq and is a predicted model, not a curated record. Lineage: Eukaryota; Metazoa; Chordata; Mammalia; Afrosoricida; Tenrecidae. The transcript has 17 exons.